AUGGUGAAAGGUAAUUUAACAGACCUAUUGGCCCAAUUGAACGUACAAUCCACCCAUAAUGAACAUUCUCAAGUGGAAAGCACAUGUCUGCAAUUACUAGCUAGCAGUUGCUCAGAUCCGGUCACUAUUAUGAGACAUUGCUUAGUUGCAAUGAUAAAGCAAGAUAAAUAUGCAACUGCUUUGAAAACUUUGAAGCAAUACAAACAUAUUGACGACAAAUAUGGCAAAGAAUUCUCAUUAGAAAAACUAUACAUCUUUUAUAAAUUGAAUAUGGUGAAAGAUUUCGAAAAAUUGGCUGAAACAUCAAUUCCUCAAAAUAUUGAGAAAUUCUCCAAAAUUUCAAGAGGCAGAGCUAUAUUACAUGUCAAGGCUCAAUUCUGUUACAAGAAUGGUCAAUAUGACGAAUCAUUCAAAUUAUACCAAUUAUUGGCUGGCGAUAAUUCAUCUAUGUUGGACAAUGCAAUGGAAUUGGCAUGUAAUGAAAGAGUUUCUUUAACUUAUAAACCUUCAUUAUUGGUAUCAGCAUCUCCAAUGAUUAAAGUUAGUGACCAUUGUGAUUAUUAUGAUUUAUUAUUCAAUGAAUCAUUGAUUAAAUCUGCUCAAAGAAAUUACGUGGGUGCAUUGGAACUUUUAGAACGUGCCCUCGAAUUGGCUUAUCAUGAUGAUAUUGAAGAUGAUAUAAAUACUAUUAAAUUCCAAAUGUCUUUUGUUCAUCAAAUGAUGGGUAAUAAAUUAGAAAGUAAAAAAAUCUUAAAAGAACUGGCUAAGAUAUUGACUCCAGGAACACCAUUAUACCUUUUAACAAUUUCAAAUUUAAAUUCAUUCAUUGAUUUCUCCAAAUAUUCCACAAACUUAAAUUUGAUCUUAAAAGAAAUUAAUUCUACAAAAUUGAAUUCUUUAAAUUUACAAAAUUUCACUUUUGAACAAUGGGCAAUUUUACAAUCCAAUACUUUAUUCUUAAAUUUAUUCAAUAAUACAUCAAUUCAAUCUAAGGACUCCUUAUUAUCUCGUACUUUAUCUCAUUAUUCGAAUUUGGUUACCAAUGUUUCCUUAGAUUCAUAUAAGACUCAAGCAAAGAAAUUAUAUCAUUUCACAUUAGAUUCCAUUAAGAGUGGUAUUGUAAACAAUAAGACAAUUAUUGGAUUGAUCCUUUUGUCAGUUCAAUUACAAAUGAUAGAAAACCAAUGGGACCGUGCUAUUAAGAUUUGUGAAUUUUAUUUAAAUACUCUUUGGGAAUUAUCAAAAGAAGCCAAGGAUUCUAUUGAAUCUACUAAUGAACAAUUAAUCAUUUUAAUAUUAUUUCAAUUAUAUCAUGUUUCAUCUAGAACUAAUUCCAAAAAUAUUUUAUUAAAAAAAUUAAACUCUUUAUAUUCAAUUGCUGAUAAUGACAAUAAUGAACAAACUUCUACAUCUACUGAUAUGAAGAUUAACAAAGAUAAUAUCUUAUUUUGGCAACAUAUUGGUUUUGAAUAUUUAGCAAUAGGCGAUAAUCAAAAUUCAAGAAAGAUUUUAAAAUCCGUUCUAAAUUCAAAAGAAAAUAUUAUUACAAACGAACAAAAUCUUGUAGAUCUAAGGUUUUCUGAAACUGUUUUAUCUCAAGAAUCAUCAAAUUUUGAAAAAGGGUUAGAGCUAGUUGAUAAUAUUAAUGCUGAAAAUAUCAUUUCUAGUAGUACCCAAAGAUUAGUACCUGGUAAAAAGAAAGAUGACAGAAUCACAAUGAAUAGAGUAUUAAAACAACGCCAGGAUUUAAAGAAACAGAAAAAGCAAGAGAAGAGAUUAAAGAAAUAUCUAGAAGCACAUAACUUAACUGAAAGUACAAAACCCGAUCCAGAAAGAUGGCUGCCAAUGAAAGAUAGAUCAACCUAUAAACUAAAGAAAAAGCAAAUGGGUAAACAAACUCAAGGUGGUGCUAUGAAUAAGAAGGCAGAACACGCUUUAGAUAUAUCUAAAAGCACAGCAACAAAGAAAGCUCCAACAAACUCAAGUGCAAAGAAAACAAAAAAUAAUAAAAAGAAGGGGAAGAAGGGUCGUAAAUAG
Henningerozyma blattae CBS 6284 is the source of this 2037-nucleotide messenger RNA. It is a transcript of the gene SRP72, whose product is annotated as signal recognition particle subunit SRP72. The transcript has a single exon. The coding region runs from base 1 to 2037 and encodes 678 amino acids. Gene Ontology annotation, molecular function: 7S RNA binding; ribosome binding; protein binding. Lineage: Eukaryota; Fungi; Ascomycota; Saccharomycetes; Saccharomycetales; Saccharomycetaceae. Gene Ontology annotation, biological process: SRP-dependent cotranslational protein targeting to membrane. The record is from RefSeq and is a predicted model, not a curated record. Gene Ontology annotation, cellular component: signal recognition particle, endoplasmic reticulum targeting.